Molecule: messenger RNA, 1746 nt
Organism: Ophidiomyces ophidiicola
Lineage: Eukaryota; Fungi; Ascomycota; Eurotiomycetes; Onygenales; Onygenaceae
Exons: 1
Coding region: 1-1746 (581 amino acids)
Molecular function (GO): protein binding
Source: RefSeq, a predicted model, not a curated record
AUGGAGCGCUCCUGGCUGCGGUAUGUCCGCCUGCUCGCCAUGUACCUCGUCGACCUGGUGGGCAUCUCCCCAACCUCCUAUCGCCUCUGUUCUCUCCACACCACGCGAACACUCUCCUCCUCCCGCCCCAAAGCUCCACGCCCUCCCUCGCCGCGCAUGGCGCUGAACUGCUUGCCUGCCGAGAUCCUUCUGUGCAUCAGUGACCACCUCCAACCAAGAGAUAUAAAUGCCCUGGUCCAGACCUCGACGCCCUUCGCCGCGCUGUUCUCUCGUGAACUAUACGACUUCGUCGUCGGCAUCCGCACGAGCGACGACGAACCCCAACGCGCGUCGCUCUUCAACCGAAAUGCCCUGUCCUACGCUGGUCGAUGGCAGUCGCCAUAUGUUCUUGAUUAUUUCAGGGUAAAACGCGCUGACGUGCUUCUGCGGGAGGAUGCCCAUGGAUUUCUCCUGUUCAACGAGGUCGUACGCUGCGGCAACCUUGAACUGACCAAGAUUCUGCUGGAACGAGGCGCGGAUAUCCACCGGUACCAGACCAAUGACACAAACGGCCUGACCCUCGCUGCCUUGGGCGGCUAUCCAGACAUCGUUCGUUUCCUCUUAGACCAGGGCGCCGACAUCCAAGGCACCGAACCGUCCAAAAAGACCCUAUUGCACACUCUCUAUCAGCACGGCCGCCGCAACCCUGAAGUGUCCCAGAUAGUGGUCGAUCAGCUCAAGCGUCGCAACGAGAUAUCGAAACAGAAUAUACGCCUAGACACACCACUCCACUAUGCUGCGAGAUACAACAGAGUGUAUGCUGUGUCUCAGCUGCUUGAAGCCGGCGCCGACUUGACGAAACUUAAUACAGAUGGCCUGUCUGUUCUAGAUGUUGCUUUUAGAUCAAAAAACGAUGAAAUUAUUGGCCUCCUUCUCCAGGCGUCCCCUGGCCCCUGGCCCUCCCGGUACAUUGAGAAGGCCCUGUGGAAGGCUUGCGAACAACUUGACCUAGACAUGGUGAAUCGCAUUGUUGCCAUGUCGAAGUCUAAACAUAUAACGAUAAACUUUUCUCACGUUGAAAACAACCGAUCGGCAUCCACUCCAUUGCACGCCGCUGCUCGUGGCCCUCAGGAUGGGACACGCUUCGCCAGACGAGUGUUCCACCGGAAAGAAGUGGAUACACUCAGGAACUGGGAAGCGAUUAUGAACAUUUUGCUAGACGUUGGUGUCAAUAUCUUCGCCAGAGACCGUAUGGGGCGCACACCGCUCUUAUAUGCCAUCGAGGGCGGACAGCCUGAGAAAAUGCAGUUUCUCCUUACGAAGCUCGGCUCGACGUUGCCAAUCCCCGAUCGAAUGGGACGCAGCUCACUUCACGCUGCCGUUCACGCCAGCGAAGGAGAACUAAUAGCUCGGCAUCUCAUCCGUCAUGGCGUCGACAUCAACGCCCAAGACUCCCUGGGCCAAACAGCCCUCCACUAUGCCGCGGCCUCUCCCACUGCAGUAUCCGUUUUGGAAUUCUUGCUCGCUGCCGGUGCAGAUACUUCUAUCGUCGACAAAGCAAGCUAUCCCGCGAUUCAUUUCGCCGCAGUACAGAAACGAGACGGGUCGUUAAAGGCCUUUGUCGACGCCCGCGUUGACGUCCACCAGAACUGCGAACUCUGCCACCUAAAAACAAUGCAGUGGAAGACCGACGAUGGCAAGUGGAAGCAGGAUCCGCCAGAUCUCAAUGACCUGUUCAAUGGAAACUUGGUGUGCGUGAGAAACUAA